Amorphotheca resinae ATCC 22711 is the source of this 560-nucleotide messenger RNA. RefSeq lists its product as hypothetical. The coding region runs from base 7 to 468 and encodes 153 amino acids. The transcript has a single exon. The record is from RefSeq and is a predicted model, not a curated record. NCBI's taxonomy places the organism in Eukaryota, Fungi, Ascomycota, Leotiomycetes, Helotiales, Amorphothecaceae.
UCAUUUAUGUAUCUAUCUAUCCCUCCAUCCAGUAAUCAACCAAUCAUUCCCCAUACCAUCAAGCAUCCCCAACGCCCAACACCCAUUGAUCCCCAAAACCUGCACCGCGCCCCUUUUCUUCCGCCAGUCGUGAUAAUGCAGGGUCUGCGAUGGAUGCACUACCUAAAACCCCCCGAGAAAGAAACAACCAAACAAACAACCAAAAGAAAUACCGACCCGAUGCAGACUCCAAAAGUCAAGAGACAUGACCCAGAAGGAAAUAAAAAAGAAGGUGGAACGCUUUUCGGGUGCUCAGUCAGUCUAUCGAUAAUGUUGAAUAUCGAAAAACUUGCCGCGGACCAGAAAUAUGCUGAUUGUGAGAGAGGCGAUUGCGGUAGAGAAAAAAACAGAGUCGAUGUUUUGGGGGUCCGGUUGAUCGAUAUGUUGAAUGGGACCGAUGGGAGAGGCGCGCGGGUUGCGAUAUGUUGAAUAUCGAGGAUGCGCUGAGUACCUAUAGGAGGAUAUGUAGAUCGUGAAGAGAAGCAAAUACGUGGAGAUGACAAGCAAAAUAGAAAAAGGCA